Molecule: messenger RNA, 2457 nt
Organism: Henningerozyma blattae CBS 6284
Lineage: Eukaryota; Fungi; Ascomycota; Saccharomycetes; Saccharomycetales; Saccharomycetaceae
Gene: CCZ1
Product: Ccz1p
Exons: 1
Coding region: 1-2457 (818 amino acids)
Biological process (GO): vesicle-mediated transport
Source: RefSeq, a predicted model, not a curated record
AUGCUUCAAUAUAUUACUGUGUUUGAUCCAACCAGAAGUAAGGAUGAAACUGAUACUUAUAAGCAAUUAUUAAUAUUUCAUAGUUUCCAAGAUUGUGAACUCUCCCUAAAUGAUAAAUUAGGGAAAAUUGGAAUCAUGCAGGCCAUGUUUUCAUUAACAGAGCCACAAUCAUGUAAUAAUGAGGAUUCUAAUGUGAAUGAAAAUGAAGAUAAGGAAAGAAUUAUUGAACUAGAUGAUGAAACUUUACUAAUAAUUAAAAUUGAAUCUAGAUUCUUCAUGGGUAUCUCCUUUAAUGGAUUCAAUCAAUCUCCAAAUUUAAUAAAUUAUAAAAUACCAUAUAAUUAUUAUUUAUCUCAUAUGUGGUAUUUUUAUAAAUUUUUUGUUUUAGAAAAUGGUUAUUUCUCUAAUUAUGAAAUUCCUUCUCAAUUAACAAAUAUUUUAAAUGAGCAAAUUGUAGUAUUUUGGGAUGAUAUUUAUAAUAAACCAGAAAUAAUGCUCAAAAAAGGAUUAUCAUGCAUGUGGCCAGAAUCCUAUAGAGUAUCGAAUAUAGAAAUUCAUGACAAUGAAAAUUCUUGGGAGUCAAUUAUUAAUCAAGAAAUUUUAUUAGAUGCAGAAAAUUUUCUUGGUAUAAAAGAUAUCUUGGUUUAUCAAUUACCAGAUUUAAAUCAAAAAAAAAAAAUUCUAAAGAUAAUAUAUUAUCAAAAGACAGUAAUGGCAAUGCUAAAAUACAAUCGAAUAAAUUCUAAAACUUAUGGAUUGGUUAGAAACUUUACUUCUGAAUUUCAAUCAUUAUGUAGUUUAUCAAAUUGGAUUUACCAUUUGCACGCAUUACAUGAGAAACUUACAUCAAGCAUACUUGCUGGUACCACUUCAUUUAAUGAUUUUUCUGGAGAAUCGGUGGAUAGAAGUAUGGGGUAUGUAAGUUCAAUUAAUAACAAAGGGCAUGGCAUCAUUGAAGCUGAGAAUGUUGGAAGAUCUACUGAUAGUAAUGAACAUCAACUCCAGGAAUCUAGAAAUAAUAAUUCUAGCGCUGCAAAGUUAGCUAAUAAACAAUCAUUUGGUUAUCAAGCUAAAAAUGUUUUUUAUAAUAUGGCUUUACCCAUAACCUUUGCAUACGAUGCAGUUCAAGAAGUUGGUGCAACUACCGGAGUUUCAAAUAGUAUGUCAUUAAUAACAGAUUAUAUACCAUUUUUAAAGUACGGUAAAGAAUGGGAAGAAAAUGAAUUAAAUAGAUCACAACAAGAAAUUGAUGAGUAUUUCCAUAGUUUGAAUAAGAAUAAUUAUGGAUAUUUAAUUUCUCCAAGUUUCCCCAAAAAUGUCUCAAUUAAUUACAAAGUAAGAAAAAUGCUGUUGAAUUUUUCUAGUAAUUGUCAAUCCACUCAAAAUACGAAUACUUCAAAUCAAGAUAUGAAUAAUUCAAGUAAAGAAAUGAAGAAUCUAAAUGAAAAAUAUUAUAAUUUACUAUUUUGGUAUUAUCGUGAUACGUUAGUAGUGAUAAUAUGUGAUUUACAAUUCAAUAAAAUCUGGGAACAAGAAUAUUUGAAAAAAUUAGAAUUGAAAUUAUUGAAGAGCUUAAGUCGUUUUUAUGAAACAAUGUUCGAUCAUGAUAAUAAGAAGAAGGCAUCUCAGAAUUCAUUUAAAAAGGAAUAUGAAGAUUUUGGUUACAUGAGAUUAGAUAAGACUAGUAAUCCAAAUAAUAGUAAAGGUGGGAUGGAAAUGAAUAUAUCUAUUCCAAGUUGGGUUUAUUAUUCUAGAGCUAAUCUAGUUUCAAAAGAAGAGAGUUCAUCAUCAGAAAGUGCUAUUGAAGGGAUAUUUCCUGUAAAUGGGAAUCUCUCAAAUUCAAUUGCAAAUUCGGAUAUAAAUUCUCCAACUGAUACUAAUACUGUAUCAAAUCAACGUGAUAAUUCUAAUCAUACAUCAAAUGAAAACAUUACUGAAAAUGUUCAAUCUGAUACUAAUUUGAAUGCCCCAUUGGAUGAUCAAUCAAAUGAAAAUACAAAUAUAAAUGCAAAUAUACGAUCAAAUGAAGAUAUAAAUUCCAUUUCUCAUGAUUCUAAUGAUGCCAAUACCAUUGCCCCAUCAAAUAAUACUGAUGCACCUGCUCAAUCAGAUGAACAAGCUAAUUCUUAUUGGACUCAUGGAUUGCAUAUGAUGGGAUCUUAUCUGUACGGUACUAGACCAACUACCAAUUCCAAUACUUCAAUACCUAAACCACAAGAUAAGGAGAUAUAUUACCAACCUAACGGAAAUUUUUUAGACAUGCUUGACAAUAAUAAAUUAAUAGAGUUUAACAAGCAAUUGGAUAAGAUUAUAGUGAAUUAUUCUAAUAAUAAAAACAUUGAUUAUAAUCUAAAUAAGUAUUCUAUCAUUAAAAGGGGUAUUAAAGAAGAAAGAUUAAUUAAAUUGAAUAAUGGUAUAAUUUGUUUUUACGUGAAAAUGAAAACGAAAUUUUAUUAG